GCGAAAAACUGUGCAUCAGGUAGAUUUGAGACGCCGACCCCCUUGGAGCCCACCGCUCGCCCACACUCGGAGCCUGCGUGUUGAGACCUGAGAGCUCACGAAAUGCUGGUGGGGCUCGUGGACUUCAGCCGAUAACGUCGAAGGCCAGAGAGUGGUAGCUGUUCGAUGGCGAUCGACGCCGGCGAAGUCCUAGCCUCACCGUCUUCUCAUCUCAGGCGCCAAGAUGGGGAGGCUAUUCGUCAGUAUUACGUCGCCGUCGACAGGCUCCAAUUUAAGAUGGAGACAUUGGUUGACCUGUUGGACGUAAUCGGCAGAAGAUCUUCUUUGCCUGUAAUAUUGUGCUGCAGUUCUCGUGAUGAACUUGAUGCAGUGUGUGCUAACAUAUCGAAUUUGACAUACAUAUCCUUGAGCUCAUUGUACAGUGAUAUGGCAGAAUCUGAACGUUCCUUGACAAUCGAUAGAUUUCGUCAAGCAACUCUUGAUUGGAAUCACAAGGUCAAUGCUCCAGAAGAGCUUGUUGAAGCAAAAGUUGAAGGUCAGAGAUCAUCUGUUUUGGUUGUAACAGAUGCAUGCCUACCUCUGAUUGCAGCUGGAGAAAGCCCAUUCUCUGCACGUGUUUUGGUAAACUAUGAAUUACCAACAAAGAAGGAGACAUACUUGAGGCGCAUAUCUACUUGCUUGCCAUCAGAUGGGGUUGUCAUUAAUAUGGUUGUUGGAGGUGAAGUGGUGAUUCUUAAAAGCAUCGAAGAAGGUUGUGGCAUUAUCAUUGAAGAGAUGCCUAUACAUAUAUCAGAAAUUCUGUAGGCAACAAAUAAGUUGAAUGACAGGUACAACCCAGUGAAGAAAAAUGGAUUAUCGAUCAGCUGUGACAGACCGAGAAAAUCGCUACGACCAUUUUGUCAAUGAAGUUCCAAAUUUUCUCUCGUUGCAUUUACCCGCGAAUUAGCAAAAACUAGCUGCACAAUCCAGAUGGUACUAUUGUCAUUGCUACUCCUUAGCUGAAGGAUUAAGUGGGAUAUCACAUGUUUCAUCGUGAUUGUUUUCCUUCUUUUUUUUUUCCCUUCUCAUGGCAAGCUGCAAGGAAUGCACUAAAAUAUGCUUUUUCAGGAAUAUUAGCCUCAAGUUUCACCGUUGGUGUGAGCUUCUGUUUC
Messenger RNA from Nymphaea colorata (pocket water lily), 1151 nucleotides. RefSeq lists its product as uncharacterized. Bases 166 to 804 code for a protein of 212 amino acids. NCBI's taxonomy places the organism in Eukaryota, Viridiplantae, Streptophyta, Magnoliopsida, Nymphaeales, Nymphaeaceae. The transcript has 7 exons. The record is from RefSeq and is a predicted model, not a curated record.